AGUUUUUGAGUGCUAUUUUUGUGAUAUAAACUUAGAAAGGUGCUAUUUUGGAGAUUUGCCCUAUAUCUAUCUAUCUAAUUUUUUUUUAACGAACAACAAGAACUAUAUCUAUAAAAAGUGAAAAUUCCCAAAACAAAUAGCUGAACUAAUUUAUAUUUGCUAAAAAAUAUUUAAACUAUUUUGGUUCAUUUUUUAAAGGUUGACAUCAUCAGUUUGGCGAUUUAAACCUUUCGACUUUUCAGAAGUAUAAGUAUUAAUUGGCUAUAAAAUUAAAAUAAGUUAUAUAUUAAAUAGAAAGUCAAAGUAGUUUAUGUAUUUUUGAGAAUAUGAAAAUUAAUUUAAAUAUUUUUUGGUGAUUUCAAAACCAAGAAAAAACAUGAAAAUUAAGAGAUUUUGUUCUUCGAUCCGAUUUGGUUAUAUUUCAAGGUUUUAGGUAGUUUAGGUUUUUAAAACUCUUAUCGAAAUUAACUGACUUAAAAUAUGAUUCAUUUUUUGGUUCUCGAUAAUAAAUUAUUGACCAAAGUUAACUGAUUCUUGGUAUUUUGGUUAAAUUAUUGCUAAAUUUGAUUAGUUCAGUUCUUUCGCUCAGAUAGUGUAUGUUUUGUAACAUUUUGGUAUACCUUGAUAAAAUUUAAUAUCCAUUAUUAGAAAACUAUAUCCCUUUCUUAUUAAAGGAGGAGCAUUGUUAGAAAUAAACAUUGGCUUCAUGUGUUUAUUACAUGAGUGUCAUUUCUUAGGUGUCAUUACCACAUGCACUUUCACUUACUUUUUAAAAAAACCCUUUACCAACUAGAAUAAUUACAAACAAAUGCCACUGUUCAUUACAUUAUACUAUAUGAUUUUCGGAUUUUAGGAUUUCAAAAAUAACCUUCGGAUUAUGUUUAUGGUAAGUCAUUUACACUUAAUUACAUUCUGAUUUCAAAAAAAAAAACGGGGAUUUAACUAAGGCAGCAUAUUAACUCCUUCCUAAGAGAGACUUUAUGGUAUGUUCGAAAAUUUGGAAGUGUUUCAUUUAAAUAAGGCAACAAAAUAAGUGUUUCUUUAAACGUGGUACAACUAAGUUCUUUACGGUUUGAAUUGGUUAUUUUAACCUGUACGAAAGUUCAUAUCGUAACCUGUACGAAAGUUCAUAUCGUAACCUGUACGAGUGUUCAUAUUUAAUCUUGCAACAAGUAAACCAUGUUUAUCAAAAAACUAUUAUCAAAUCGUUUAUCAUAAUGUUCAUAUCAUAACUUGUACGAAUGUUCAUAUCAAAUCGUUUUAUGAUAUUUUCGAUUCAAUUCCUCAAAAAUAACCAAUUAUUUCCAACACUUAAUGCUUCAGAAUGUUAAAGAAACACAAUUGAAUUGUUAACGUAUUCAAGGAAACAAAAUUCAAAGAAUUGAAAGACUUACCUUAAUCGAUAGGGAAUAUUUCUGAUAUAUUUUUUGCGUGACCAUCACUGAUUUUCCUUACCUAUUUCACGAUUGAGGUAAUACAUGCAUUCACAUAUUUUGUUAAAUAAUAUUUUUAAUUUCUCUAGAUGAUCUCUUUGCUAUUGCUCAUAAUAGGAUUGCAAACGAAGACUUCUGAAGGCAUUAUUGACAGCAGUUAUUUUGUCUAUAUUUUUCAUUUUCUUUUGUUUUCUUAUACAUUGUUCCUUUUAUAUUUUAUUAGACUAUUGCUUAUGUUUCAUUUAAUAUUAUAUUUAUAAUUUACCCGCAUGCAAACAAAUAUACAAUUUAAUUUUAAAGUCCAUCGCAUAUAAAUUUAUAUUGACAUACUAAAAUUCUUAGCUAUAAUCCGUACUUUCUUACAUAUAUUUUUCUUACUAUGACUUUAAUUUUUAUUAUGUCUACAUAUUAAAAGUUAUAAUACUUUAAAAAUCUCCUUGCUCCGCGCAGGGCGCGGAUUAUCACCUAGUUUUAAGUAUUUAACUGGGGAGUAAUAGGUUUGACAUCAUUGUGGAAACGAGUUUCGAUAUUUUUAACCGAUGAGUAAUAGGUUUAUAUAUUUGAAUUGUGUGCGGCUAAGACGAGGUUGAAAGAUUCUUUACAUUUGUUACUAUAUAAAAGUUCUGGUGUAAAAAUAAGUCAUUAACCCUAUAUAUAUAUAUAAACUAUUAAUUUGGUAAUGUCAACCGUGCUGUAUACGAGAAAAUGAAUAAUUUUGUAACAUCAUGAGUUGAGAUAUAUGAAAAAGGCUUAAGAGAAUUGAUUUGGCUACAUAUGCCACCAAAAUUGACUUAUCUUUUCUGUCACACCUCCGUUUAGAAUUCAGAGUUAAGCGUGCUUGAACUGGAGUAGUAAAAGGAUGGAUGAACUAUCGGAAAGUGAUUCGCGAUACCGUACGAGUGAGGUCAAAAUACGGGAAAAUGUCGUGUGGUGAUUGUAGAGCCAGUAAACAAUAAUUUCGAGCUUUGAAAAAAAUUAAUGGACCGAACGUUAGAACAGAAUGGAGUCCACGGGCUGAGAGAGCGGACGUGGAUUGCCCAUUAGUCAUGGACGGUCUGGGAGUUAUUAAUUUUUUUUCAUUUGAUUUGUUUGUACAUACUUCAUAACCAAAUAUUUUUCAUCUUAUUCAACUCUUAUUUCAGCUAAGCAAUCGAAACUAUAUGUGGUCACGAAUUAUCUCACAAACUUCCAACAAAACAUUUUUUGUGAUAUCGAAAUAGAUUGCAGCGAGGUCCUCGAGUCUCCAUGCCAUGUAAAACCUCACCCCUAGUUUGUCAUCGGUCCAAUCACAGUCGCCGUUAUGCUUUUUUCAUUUGAAAUUUUCAAAAAAAAUACUACCGUUGGAAAAAUAAUACCAACGAUUCUUAAAUUCAAAAAAUAAUUAAAAAAUGAUUACAAUAUAGUAACGGCAGUAUUAUAGAAACCGCCAGCCCAACGAAGGCUUCUCUCUUUCUUCAUCAUCUUCAAAAUUUCCGCAACUGUUUUUAAAUAUCUUAAUCCUCAUAGAAUAAUUGAUUGCUUAUUUGCCGCCAAUUAGUCGUCUUAGGGUUUCCCUUUCCACAAACUCUUCUUCGUUUGAAUUUUGAUUUCGAGUAAGAAGCGGCAAUACAAAUUGGAUGAGAAACUCGAAGCUAGAAAAAUGCACAAUGUUCAGCAAGAAGCGAUCGAUUCAGAUACUCAUGGCGGUCGGUGUACUGUACAUGCUUCUCGUCACGCUCGAAAUCCCCCUCGUCUACAGAUCCGGAUUCAACACUCUAUCACACGAUCCGUUAACCCGGCCCGAUCAUCUCGGUAGCGAGUUGGAUCUGCAAGAGAGACGACGAGCUCCAGGGCGUCCUUUUAGGAGCUUGAUUUAUCAAGAAACGGUAUCAGUGGCCCCUGCUCGAUCUCAACGGAGAAGAUUGUCACAAGAGAUCGUUAUAUCCGGGUUGAAAUUUGACCCGGAUCCGAGUAGCAGAGACGAGUCCUUGGAGCUCCAUGAAUCCGCCAAAGAAGCUUGGGAAGUUGGGAGAAAGCUAUGGGAAGAGCUGGAAUCUGGAAAAGCCCUUAAAGCCUUAAAGGAAGAGACGAAGAAGAAGACUGUGAAGCUUGGCUCCAGCUCAUGCCCGGUCUCCGUUUCCUUAUCCGGGUCGGAUCUUUUGACACGUGGGAAGGUCAUUGAGCUUCCUUGUGGGUUAACACUCGGAUCACACAUCACGGUGGUGGGGAAGCCACGCGCUGCACACUCUGAGAUGGACCCGAAGAUAUCAAUGGGGAAUGAAGAAGAUGAAGCUGUGAAGGUUUCGCAGUUUAUAAUGGAGCUUCAAGGGCUGAAGGCAGUGGAAGGGGAAGAUCCGCCUAAGAUUCUUCAUUUCAAUCCAAGGCUUAAGGGUGACUGGAGUGGUAAGCCUGUGAUUGAGCAGAACACUUGUUACAGGAUGCAAUGGAGCUCGGCGCAACGUUGUGAGGGCUGGAGAUCGAGUGAUGAUGAAGAAACAGUUGAUGGUCAGGUUAAGUGUGAGAAGUGGGUUCAAGAAAAUGCUACUUCUUAUUCUAAAGAAGAGACUAACAAGGCAACAUGGUGGCUGAGUCGGUUUAUUCGCAGGAGCAAGAAAGUAGCUGUAGAAUGGCCAUUUCCAUUCACUGAGGAGAAGCUCUUCGUGCUUAUGCUAACUGCUGGAUUGGAAGGUUACCAUGUUAGUGUCGAUGGGAAACAUGUCACAUCUUUCCCUUUCCGAACUGGGUUUACGCUUGAGGAUGCUACUGGUCUAACUGUUACUGGAGACAUAGAUGUUCAAGCUGUUUUCGCUGGCUCUCUCCCAACCUCGCACCCUAGUUUUGCUCCUCAGAGGCAUCUUGAUCUCUCAAGAAAGUGGCAGGCCCCAUCAGUUUCUGGUGAAGAAGUUGAGUUAUUCAUUGGUAUCCUCUCUGCUGGUAAUCAUUUUGCUGAGCGGAUGGCUGUGAGGAAGUCUUGGAUGCAACAUAAACUUAUCAGAUCUUCCAAAGUAGUGGCUCGGUUCUUUGUAGCAUUGCACUCAAGGAAGUCAAUCAAUGUGGAGCUAAAGAAGGAAGCUGAGUUCUUUGGGGACAUAAUUGUAGUGCCUUAUUUGGACAGCUAUGAUCUAGUUGUCCUGAAAACUGUUGCAAUUUGCGAGUAUGGGGCUCAUCAGUUAGCUGCCAAAUACAUAAUGAAGUGUGACGAUGACACAUUUGUCCGAGUAGAUGCAGUUCUUAGGGAAGCAAAGAAGACACCCACAGAUCGAAGCUUGUACAUUGGCAACAUCAACUAUUAUCACAAGCCUCUUCGCCAGGGGAAGUGGGCUGUUACAUAUGAGGAAUGGCCAGAGGAAGACUAUCCACCUUAUGCCAAUGGACCUGGCUACAUAUUAUCAACAGAUAUCGCUCGUUUCAUCGUUAAAGAGUUUGAGCAACACAAACUAAGGUUAUUCAAAAUGGAAGACGUGAGCGUGGGAAUGUGGGUGGAACAGUUCAACAACAGCGUGAAACCAGUGGAUUAUGAGCACAGCAUUAACUUCUGCCAGUUUGGUUGCAUAGAGAAUUACUUAACGGCGCAUUACCAAUCGCCAAGACAGAUGAUCUGCUUGUGGGACAAAUUGGUCUUGACGGGCAAACCUCAUUGCUGCAACAUGAGAUGACCCGACGGUGUAAGUUUCUCUUCUGUGAGAAAGUGGAACAUACAUUUUCCAUUGAGAAACAUCAAAAUGAGCCUUUGAUGUAUGUAUAUGUAUUACCAAUCGUUGAUGGUCACUUUUUGAUUUGUCUUUACCUUGGAACAAAUCAAUGGAUCCGUUGUUGAAUCAUUCAUUCACGUUCAUUCUUUUUGAUGAUUAACCUUCUGAAACCGAAAUUCAAAUCGAACA
Molecule: messenger RNA, 5293 nt
Organism: Brassica rapa (field mustard)
Lineage: Eukaryota; Viridiplantae; Streptophyta; Magnoliopsida; Brassicales; Brassicaceae
Product: hydroxyproline O-galactosyltransferase GALT6
Cellular component (GO): Golgi membrane
Molecular function (GO): carbohydrate binding; hydroxyproline O-galactosyltransferase activity
Source: RefSeq, a predicted model, not a curated record